AUCUACGUUACCGCGGCAGUACCCACAGCGGGGUUUCACCGGAUCUCGAAACCCUAUUCUUGCACCAAACACCACCACCCUGCACACCUACCAGACUACCCUGCACUGCGACGUUCGCGGCGGUUCGCGCAAUUCGGUGCCGAUUUAGGCGGCGUUUCAGGAUAACGGUUCGCGCGCACGGUCACGUUCGUGGCAAGAGACGGGUAUGGCGAAUGCGAGUGCGACAGAAAGCGAUGGAGGAGUCGCGCAGAGCACGCAGAACACGCAGUAUGAUCAGAUUGGCACAGAAUAUCUGAAAAUCAAGGUGUUGGCUGCGGCGGAGUCGGAGGGGCCGAGUAUUCGGGCUGCGCUGGGGGAGGGGAGGGUGGAAGGGAGGAGGUGUCUUGAUCUCGCCUGCGGCACAGGCAAAUACACACAUCUCCUGCACGAACUCGGCGCCAUCAGUGCAACCGGCUACGACAUCUCCAAGACCAUGAUUGACGGAGCGUUAGCAACCUACCCACCCACGCAGUUCCCUACGUUGCAAUUUGGCGUCGUAGAUUGUAGCAUUCCUGAGUUACUUCCUGUCCCUGAAGACGGCGGCUUCGACCUUGUCUUCUCGGCCUGGUUUCUCAACUACGCCGGGAGCGAGAGGGAAUUGACCAACAUGUUCCGUGUUAUCGAGAGUCAGAUGAAUGCACGCGGGAGGUUUGUUGGGCUGACGACUGAUGCACACGAUCCUAACAUGCAUGUCCCCAAGCCUGACUUCUACGGUCUGGAUGUCCUGGUCCUGGAUCCGGAGUACGCAGACCCGGACUCACGGCAGGUGUUGGGCAUCAAGGCACGUGUGGUCGUCGGAGGCGGGCAAGGUUUCAGCUUCGAUGUGUAUCAAUUCAAGCGCGAUGUGUAUGAAAGAUGCGCGAAAGAGGCAAGGCUGAAGAUUGAGUGGAAAGAGGUAGUUGUUCCAGAUGACGAGAGAAGGGCGAGUGGGUUUUGGGAUGCAUAUCUGAAGAGACCUACAUUCGCGAUGCUAGAGGCGAUAAGGUUGUAACAGUGCCCGGAAUGCUGGAGCAGAGUUCGAUGUCGCCUUCUGACAGGCGGAUACCUCUUCAUGACCUUGACCUUGACCUUGCAACGGUAGCCUCUCAUUCUCCACAGGUCAGUGCUAACCUUUCUGAAAAUUGUGGAGAGAUCCCUCCUCUUGGGAUUCAA
Messenger RNA from Boeremia exigua, 1191 nucleotides. Its product is annotated as S-adenosyl-L-methionine-dependent methyltransferase. The coding region runs from base 206 to 1030 and encodes 274 amino acids. The transcript is spliced from 2 exons. NCBI's taxonomy places the organism in Eukaryota, Fungi, Ascomycota, Dothideomycetes, Pleosporales, Didymellaceae. The record is from RefSeq and is a predicted model, not a curated record.